This is a messenger RNA of Otolemur garnettii (small-eared galago), 1433 nucleotides long. It is a transcript of the gene TBC1D13, whose product is annotated as TBC1 domain family member 13. The coding region runs from base 120 to 1322 and encodes 400 amino acids. Gene Ontology annotation, molecular function: GTPase activator activity. The record is from RefSeq and is a predicted model, not a curated record. Gene Ontology annotation, biological process: intracellular protein transport; activation of GTPase activity. The transcript has 12 exons. Lineage: Eukaryota; Metazoa; Chordata; Mammalia; Primates; Galagidae.
ACGAGCAGGCCGGUGUUUGCGUUUCCGGCCGGAGGCUUUUGUCCCGCGCCCCGCGUCCCUGGGGGGCGGUGGCGACGGCGCAGGCUGUGGAGGCACUUGGGGGUCCGGAAGUCAACACCAUGUCGAGUCUGCACAAGAGCCGGAUUGCAGAUUUCCAGGAUGUCCUGAAGGAGCCCUCAAUUGCAUUGGAAAAGCUUCGGGAACUCAGUUUUAGUGGCAUCCCCUGUGAGGGCGGACUGCGGUGCCUCUGCUGGAAGAUUCUCUUGAACUACCUCCCCCUGGAGAGAGCCUCAUGGACCUCCAUCCUGGCCAAGCAGAGGGAGCUAUACUCUCAGUUCCUGAGGGAAAUGAUCAUCCAGCCUGGCAUUGCCAAGGCCAACAUGGGUGUGUCCAGGGAGGAUGUGACCUUUGAGGAUCAUCCACUCAACCCUAGCCCCGACAGUCGGUGGAACACAUACUUCAAGGACAAUGAGGUGCUGCUGCAGAUCGACAAGGAUGUUCGGAGGUUGUGCCCCGAUAUAUCCUUCUUUCAGAGGGCCACCGAGUACCCUUGCCUCCUCAUCCUGGACCCUCAGAAUGAAUUUGAGACCCUUCGUAAGCGAGUGGAACAGACAACGCUGAAAUCCCAGACAGUGGCGCGGAACCGGAGUGGGGUUACAAAUAUGAGUUCCCCACAAAAGAACUCCACAUCAUCAUCCCAGAACAAGUAUGAGGUGCUGCCCAAUGGCUGUGAGGCGCACUGGGAGGUCGUGGAGCGGAUACUGUUCAUCUAUGCCAAACUCAACCCUGGCAUUGCUUAUGUGCAGGGCAUGAAUGAGAUUGUGGGGCCCCUCUACUAUACCUUUGCCACUGACCCCAACAGCGAGUGGAAAGAGCAUGCUGAGGCAGAUACCUUUUUCUGCUUUACCAACCUCAUGGCUGAGAUCCGAGACAACUUCAUCAAGAGCCUGGAUGACUCCCAGUGUGGCAUCACCUAUAAGAUGGAAAAGGUGUACUCCACCUUGAAGGAUAAGGACGUGGAACUCUACCUGAAACUGCAAGAGCAGAACAUCAAGCCCCAGUUCUUUGCCUUCCGGUGGCUGACACUGCUGCUGUCCCAGGAGUUUUUGCUACCUGAUGUCAUCCGGAUCUGGGACUCCCUCUUCGCUGAUGACAACCGCUUUGACUUCCUACUCCUCGUCUGCUGUGCCAUGCUCAUCCUGAUCCGGGAGCAGCUGCUGGAAGGGGACUUUACUGUAAACAUGAGGCUCCUGCAGGAUUACCCCAGCACAGAUGUCUGCCAGAUCCUACAGAAAGCCAAGGAGCUCCAAGACUCAAAGUAGCCUGGCAGCCAGAGGCCGAGGUUUGGGAGAGCAGCCAUCAGACCCUGGUGACCUUGCUCUGGGACAUACAGAAACCUGUGGGACCCCGCUUAGAGGGAAGCUGCAGGAUCG